AUGCACUUCGAUAACGAGAAGAGUGCUUUCGUGUCCUUCUUUCUUCACAUUCGAUGUCAUGUGUCCUUUCACGAUUAUCAGAAAACUCAGAGCUCUAGACCUCCGGACCUCCGGGGCCUCGUCUGCACGACAACGCCUCUUGUGCGCUGCUUUGCCGACCCAUGCCAGGUCAAUAAGUGCCCUGCCUUCCCCGCCGCCACGUGUCAAGCCAACUAUUGCGGCGGUUGCAACGCGGACUGGUUCGUGAAGGGCCACAAGGUCGACUGCAACGCCUCUUCCCCGACCACUCCCCCGACCUGCCGCCAGGGGGGUAACAUCAAGCCAAUCGACUGCCCUGCGGGUUACACCUGCCACCUGACCCCGGUUACGACGCCCCUCUCAAAUCCUGACGCUGGGAGACGAGGUGUCUGCUUGCCUACCGCUCAAGGCCCCGCGCGUGCGCCCGCUCCGGCCCCCGCGCCAGCCACCCCCGCCGGCUGCGGGUGCGAUAACUCGACGUACCAGGUGUGCGGGCAGGACGGUGUGACGUACCAGAACGCGUGCAUGGCCAAGUGCAAGGGGGCGAGCUAUUUCCCGGGGCCCUGCGGUUCGUGCAACUGCCCAACCGACUGGGUGCCAGUGUGCGGAUCCGACAACAAGACGUACAUCAACACGUGCGACGCGCAAUGCCACGGCAUCAGCGGUCCUUACAAGAAGGGGGAAUGCGGCGCCCAGACGAGCUCGUGCGGCUGCUCCAACGACCAGAACCCGGUGUGCGGGUCCGACGGCAAGACGUACAAGAACGCAUGCCUCGCCAAAUGCGCCAAGAAGUCCUACUUCCCAGGAGCUUGCGGCCAGUGCAUCUGUAUCGCUGUCUAUUCCCCGGUCUGUUCUUCAACCGGGGCCCUGUACGGCAACGAGUGCGAGGCACGGUGCCACGGGGCAAGCCCCCCGUUCACCAAACCGGGAACCGGGGGCACGUGUCUCAAUGCGCCCAGCAGCGGACUGGAGGCUAUAGUGAGCUCAAGACAAGCAAUCUGCUGCGCAUGA
Messenger RNA from Klebsormidium nitens, 1029 nucleotides. The record is from the annotation of a GenBank genome assembly. Lineage: Eukaryota; Viridiplantae; Streptophyta; Klebsormidiophyceae; Klebsormidiales; Klebsormidiaceae.